Messenger RNA from Patella vulgata (common limpet), 2969 nucleotides. RefSeq names its product anion exchange protein 2. The transcript has 18 exons. Gene Ontology annotation, cellular component: plasma membrane. Bases 351 to 2969 code for a protein of 872 amino acids. Gene Ontology annotation, biological process: bicarbonate transport; monoatomic anion transport; transmembrane transport. Lineage: Eukaryota; Metazoa; Mollusca; Gastropoda; Patellidae. The record is from RefSeq and is a predicted model, not a curated record. Gene Ontology annotation, molecular function: monoatomic anion transmembrane transporter activity; solute:inorganic anion antiporter activity.
AACACAGGAAAAUCCCGCCUCCAGCAAUGUCGGGUUGUUGAUGAUAGAUGCACAUAAAUAACAGUGAAACUCAGGUAAAAGCUAGAGAAGUGGAUUACCAUUCUAGUAUAAAGAGUGUAGAGUAGAGUGAACAAGAGGAGUUAGAGAAAUAGACGACCAAUCUAGCAUAAAGGGUGUGUAGAGUGAACAAGGGGAGUGAAGUUUGAUGUUUCCAGAUCAGCUGUCACUUCAACAACGAAACACCGCAAUCAGCAUAAUUAUUAUCACAUCAAUGAGAAAAUACAGCAUAAAACAACCGUAGAUACAACAUAUUAUUACACAAUUCAACCUAUAUGUAAUCUGUUAGCAUAAUGUCACAUAGAGGAAGAGAUACAAAAUCACAAGAGAAUGAAACUCCCACAACCAGUAAACAAACGGAAGUAAUUGUGCAUUCUCCAGAAGAAGUGGUUCCAUUAACACAAGAUGAAGAAUUACCCGAAGGUUCCAGUCCGUCGAGUACAAAUGUUGAUCUCGAAGGUCAGCAAUCAAAUGGAGAUCUGUCUCCAUUUUUGCGGUCCAUAUCAACAGAACCGGAAUUAUCCCACAUGAACAGAAAUAAACCGAGUUUUGAUGACACGUCCACACAUCUACGUUUUCUUCAUGAUGACGUUGAGAAGCUGUAUAAACCAGUAUUUGACAUUAGUUCUCUUACCAACCAGUCAGAAGCUGUUGUGGAUGAUUCGGGACGACGCUUUAGUGUGCCAUCAUUUGUAACGGAGAAAAAACAAUUCAGCGAGGAUGAUUUUAAUAUACAUCGAAAAGUAUCAUACCCACACAUACAUCAACCUCUUCGCUCGCUUUCCAGUCGGUCAAUGAAAAGUAUGCCACAGACACACAUCAAGAAAAAAAAGAAAAAGAAGAAGAAAAAGAAAAUUCGUAGUUUUCCAUCGAAAGGAGCCAUUCAAUCUCCGACUAUUCCAGAAGAGGAAGAUGAGGAGGACGGAGAGGAAGAUGGGGAGGAGGACUCAGAUGAAGAAAUGGAAGAUGUUGAGGAUGUUGAUGACACUGAUGCAGCUGAAGAUACUGACCUGUCUGCACCAGUGUCUAGAAAAGCGAGCGAAGUACAUGUUGGAUUUUAUAUCGGUGGCAGUGAGUUAACAACAGGCCCUGAUCAUCAAGACAGUGACAUUCCACCAGAAAUUAUCAUCUCCCAGUCCUCUACUGAUUUCUCAGAUUCCAGACCAAUGUUCACAUUUGAGGAUGAAACUGAACCUCAAUUAUCGGAAAGAGUUCCAAUGUUGGAUGUUCCAAUGACCAGCCAAAGUCGAAAAGUCAGUUCAGAGUCAACAUCAGGUCAUGUUAAAUUCUUACUUGGUGGUGAACCAAGUGAAAUAAAACUACAUAAAGAAGAUUCUGAUGGAGAGAUCUGGAAGAGAAGGGAUAAAGAAAAUGGUCAUGCAACAACAGAACCAAAUGGUUUUGCACCAACAGAACAAAAUGGUUAUGCACCUACAGAACAAAAUGAACCAUCAGUUUCCUUAAGUCGAACGAGUUCCGGAAAGAAACGUCACCACCAUCAUCAUCAACAUUUUAAAGAAAGAGAUUUAAUAUUAAGGCGCCAGAAAGGAAGUGAAGUUAAAUUAGAUGGAGAAUUAAAACGCUCGCCAACCGAGACAGAUGAAGCUGCAUUGCUUCAUAAAGCUGAUCUGGAUGAAAUGGCCAGUCACAGGUGGGAAGAUGUUCGUGGUAUUAGAAGACAUAAAAUUAAUCGUAGAAAUAAGAAUAAUUUUCAAUCUAUUGUCCAUAUUGGAAAAGCGCACAAAGAAAAAAAGAAACCCAAAAAAAAAUUUGAUCACAGCCCACAUGAUGUAUUUGUUGAGUUAGAUGAAUUAUUUGUUAAAGAUGAACAUGAAUGGGAAUGGAGAGAGAAGGCUCGUUGGAUCAAGUUUGAAGAAGAUGUUGAAGAAGGGGCAGAACGUUGGGGAAAACCUCACGUUGCCUCACUUUCUUUUCAUAGCUUGAUUGAAUUACGUAAAGGUUUAGAAAAUGGUACUGUGUUAUUAGAUUUAGAAGCAGAAAAUUUACAGACUAUUAUUCAUAAUGUAGUCGAAAAUCUUCUUAUUCGAGAUCUGAUAAGUGAGGAAAAUAAAGGAAAUAUCCUUCGCACUCUUCUUUUAAAACAUAAACAUGUGGGUGAUAAGCCAAUGUUCCUACGCCGUAAUAUAUCAUACAAUAAUCUUGUAGGGCUUGACGGUUCCUCCCGAAGACACCAAAGUGAAAAACAACAUGGUUCUCUCCUCCGUUCCUUCUCUAAUGCCAGUUUUGGUAGUACUUUAGGAUCAUCAGGAGGAGUUCAUCAUGGCAAAUCAAACAGUAAAGAUGAGGAUAGACAGCCAUUAAAAGAUAAAGCUAAUCUUGAAAUGGUGAAAGUUGAUGUUGACAAUAAUACAACACGAACAGAAUCUAUUCAUAUUGGUAUUACUCCGCAAGAUCCUGCUAAAAAGAAUGUACAAGACAUCAUGAAGAGAAUACCUGCUGGAUCUGAGGCCAGCACCGUACUCGUUGGUACUGUUGACUUUCUCCAGAAACCAGUCAUGGCAUUUGUCAGAUUAUCAGAAGGUCGUUGUUUGGAGAAUUUGACGGAAGUUCCAUUACCUGUUCGUUUUGUGUUUAUUUUACUGGGACCAGAGAAGAGUGGAAUGGAUUAUCAUGAAGUUGGUAGAUCAUUGUCAACAUUGAUGACCAAUCAGUUUUUCCAUGAUGUGGCCUACAGAGCUGAGAGUAGAGAGGAAUUGUUACAUGCUAUUAAUGGUUUCCUUGACGACUCCAUUGUGUUACCACCUGGUGAUUGGGACCAGAAAACUCUCUUACCUAUUAUGGACAUGGCAAGGAAGAGAGCACACAUCAGACGACGCAAAAAACAGAAACUAGAGGAGCAGGAAGAAUUAAUAGAAAAGGAGAAAAAAUCACUUUUCAAGAACAUCCGUUGA